Messenger RNA from Drosophila mauritiana, 238 nucleotides. RefSeq lists its product as uncharacterized. NCBI's taxonomy places the organism in Eukaryota, Metazoa, Arthropoda, Insecta, Diptera, Drosophilidae. The coding region runs from base 15 to 170 and encodes 51 amino acids. The record is from RefSeq and is a predicted model, not a curated record. The transcript has a single exon.
CGCUACUCGACAAGAUGAACGUAUUCCAUAGUUUCUUGAUAGUCUUCCUGGGCCUGGCCCUCAGCUCUGUGGGUGCACAGAUAGCAACGCGCCAGGAAACCGCGGAGGACAAGGCUUGUGGUCCCCGCCGCUACUACAAUUACGCCCGGCACACUUGUCUGCCGUACUAGGAACCUUUCCAAAGUGUUCUAUGCCUAAAGAAAUGCAAAAUUAACGUAAUAAAUUUACCAGAAAUAAA